Messenger RNA from Diceros bicornis minor, 7871 nucleotides. RefSeq names its product synaptotagmin like 2 (gene SYTL2). NCBI's taxonomy places the organism in Eukaryota, Metazoa, Chordata, Mammalia, Perissodactyla, Rhinocerotidae. Gene Ontology annotation, cellular component: exocytic vesicle; plasma membrane. The transcript is spliced from 19 exons. The record is from RefSeq and is a predicted model, not a curated record. Gene Ontology annotation, biological process: intracellular protein transport; exocytosis. Gene Ontology annotation, molecular function: small GTPase binding; neurexin family protein binding. The coding region runs from base 465 to 7079 and encodes 2204 amino acids.
GAGAGAGCGGGGCAGAGCCGCCGGCGCCCCGCGCGGGGAGAGCAGGCUCGCAGCGCCCAGUCCCGAGGAAGGUAGGUGAUGCUCAGAUGCCUCUCAUCAAGUCGAUGACAAGGACAGAAGGAGACUAAACUGUGUCUAAGACUGGUCCAGAGGAGGAAUGUGAGUAGGAAUGCCACUGUAGGAACAAGUGACCUGUCUGGCAAGGAAUGCAGCAUCCUUCUGAGAGCCUCAUCUCGACAUCAUCCCACAGACCGCUACUUCCUCACGGGAGAGGGUGCUCAAGAUUUUGCAAUCAGCCACCUAAAACCUUUGCUGAGCCAACACAAGACUUUUGCUGCAGAACUGAACAAGAUAUUAUUUCAUUUCGUUUUGCAUCUUUUAACCAACGGGCUACUGUCAUAGUGGUUUCGCUUUGAGAAUUUUGAGCCAGAUUUGUUACUAUUUUUUUGUGUACACUUUUCAAAAUGAUUGACUUAAGCUUCCUGACGGAGGAGGAGCAAGAGGCCAUCAUGAAGGUUCUGCAGCGGGAUGCUGCCCUGAAGAGGGUUGAAGAAGAGAGAGUCAGACAUUUGCCUGAAAAAAUUAAAGAUGACCAGCAGCUGAAGAAUAUGAGUGGCCAAUGGUUUUAUGAAGCCAAAGCAAAAAGGCACAGAGACAAAAUCCAUGGCACAGAUAUCAUCAGAGCAUCGAUGAGAAAGAAGAGGCUCCAGGUAGCAGCUGAGCAGAGUAAGGACAGAGCAAAGGAGGCAAAGGAAAGCUGGGUGAAUAAUGUCAACAAAGAUGCUUUCCUUCCCUCAGAGUUAGCCGGUGUUGUAGAAGAGCCAGAAGAAGAUGCAGCACCCGCAAGCCCAAGUUCCAGCAUGGUAAAUCCAGCUUCCACCGUGAUUGAUACAUCCCAAGAAAACUCAGGAAAGUCAGCUAUGUCUCCAGCUAAGCAAAGGAAGAAUCCGUUUAACAGCUCCAGGUUGCCAGAAGAUCACUUAUCUCAACAAACCAAAAAUGAGCAGUCAGAAAAUGGAAGGGCUGGUUUCUUUCAGACUUCAAAAGAGGGUGAAGUGUCAGAGUCAAAAGAAAAGUCAUCUACCCUGGAUACUUUAAGCCAAAAGUUAGAGAAACCAAAGCAGACUUCUCCAGACCUUGAGAAUGGAUCUCAAAUCAAAGCUCCAAUCCCCAAAGCUAGGAAAAUGAUCUACAAAUCACAUACUUUAAAGCAAGAUGAUAACCAGUCUUUUUCCAGACAGAGGACAGACUCCCUGAAUGCGAGAGGGGCUCCGAGAGGAAUCCUGAAGCGCAACUCCAGUUCCAGCAGCACAGACUCAGAAACCAUUCGUUUUCAUCAGAACUUUGAACCAAAAAGCAAAAUUGUGUCACCUAGCCUAACCAUCCAUGAGAGAAUUACUGAGAAGGAGCAUUCUUUAGACGAUGACUCCUCCUCAAACUCACAGGAGCCAUUAAAGCACGUGAGAUUCUCUGCGGUGAAGGAUGAACCCCCACAGAGUCCUGGGCUAAGCCAUGGCCAGGAAGUGGGAGAAUUCAGUGUUUUAGAAUCUGACAGGUUGAAAAAUGGAACAGAAAAUGCAAGGGACAUAGAUGAGUUUUGGAAUGACCCUAAGACUUCCCAAUACAGAAGGCCCUUGCCUUUACAUCAAUCAGCCUCAAGCCCAAGUGCAUCAAAAAAUGAAACACACCAGCCAACAACUUCUGGUUCUUUUCCAAUUAAUGGGCACCAGUCUUCCUCAGAAGUUUUAACUGCAAGACCACAGUCCAUUGAGAAUUCACCCACCAUCAGUGAACACAAAGCUAAAUCAUCAGAAUUAUCAAGGCUUGAAUCAGAAUUGUCCAAAACCCCUGCUGAUGAACUGUCUCAUGUUGAGCCUGAGCCAUCUCAGGUGCCAGAUCGCAGUUCUAGAGACCAUCAGCAAGGUAAGCCCCCUCUUCUCAAGGCCCUAAAAGCUAAGACGUCCUCAUGCUCUGGUCCAAAGGCCACUGAGAUAAGGAAGACAACUGAUGAUUCCAUAUCUAAGGUCCUAGACUGGUUUAACAGAAGUUCUCACACAGAUGACAAUAAGUCAUUUUUCCAACAUCCCAGAGGAAUAGACCCCAAAGAAAAAACAGACUCAAAAUCACAGAUUGCUAUUGCCUUGGUGACAGAUGACAUCAGUCUAAAAGAAAAUGGCUCAAAGGCUCCAUUAUCCACUGAAGUUGAAUUGACACCUAUGGGAUCUGAUUCAAUGUUCCAGGUAGAGGGAAAUAUGCUGCCUUCUGGAAACUGCCAAGAUAGUAAUGUGAAUAUCAAACCCAAAUCUAUUAAUUUGUCCAAACAAGGCAAGGAAGGUCCAGGCAUAUUGCAGCCAUUUGAAAUCUGCGGUCCAAAUCAAGGGAGUAAAGCUCUGGACUAUAGCCAAGGUUCAAAAAACAUAGGAGAAGGAAAUGGGGUACUUCCUCCAAACUAUUCGUCCCGUGCUCUCAAAGGAUCUGAAUUUGUAGAACACCAAGUCCCAUGCAAUGUUCAGGAUGUUGGCAGCGUGGGUGAAGAAGAGGCCAAGCAUCGUGCUUAUGAAAAAAAUAGAGAAAACUCAGAAGUGAAUUUUGAUUCUUCAACCAUUAUCAAAGAACCAAGUUUGAAAGACAAUGUGAAGGCAAAGAGAGAGAGCAAGGGGAGGGAUAUUUACGUCCCAAAAGCUUCCUUAGAGUCAAAGAAUAUUGAGUCACCACCUGGGGCUGCCAACGACAAAUCUCCUUGGAAGAAGCCCGAGGUCCAGCUCCAAGAAGCUGAUGAGGUUCCCAAGAACCAAGUGCAAAGAGAGAAAUACAAAAGAGUGAGUGAAAGAAUAUCCUUUUGGGAAGGUGAGAAAGCUGCUGCUAAGUUAACUCAUCAAGAACACCCAUCUUCAUGCAGUCAGGAACAACCCUCUGCUAAAGCAUAUCAGCUUGUGAAGUCCAUGGACAGUUUAUCUAUGGGCCAGAAUGAAUAUAAUCAAGUCACUGCCAAACAAGUGGUCCUAGAUGAGGAUGGCCAAGCAGCCCAUCUCUCCAGUUUUUAUUCCUCGAAUAAACCUAAAGAGACCAGGCCCCAAAUAUCAGGUCCAUUCAAAAAUUAUCUUUCAGCUGACCAAUCAAGUAAAGCAUCUCUAUUUCACAAUAAGAAAAAUGAGCCUAUAAAAACAUUGCCAGUGGCAGACAGCUUGCGUUCUGGAAGGGACAUUACCUUACCGGCACUGCAACAUCCUUCAAAUGUUGGGAGUGAAAUACGUACUCCUUUGGAGGAAGACAGAUCCCCAAUUGGUGAAUCAAAUCUCAACUUUAAAGUUAUGUCCCUAAAAGAAAGAAUGGAUGAACCCACCACAGAACAGGUUUAUAAUCACUCUCAAUUUGAGAAUUUGAGACAGUUUUGGGAUUUAGGAGCCAAUGUGAACAGUCAGGAUAAUGUUGAGAAGAAUACUACCACAACAAGCCAAAAAAAUUCUGUGCCUUUUAAUAGCCAGAAACACAAAGAAUUCAGUGACAUUAAAUCACCAGGGAAAAAUACCCAUGAAAUAGAGACACUUCUAAGCCAAAAGAAAGUUCCCACAAGAGAGGAACUAGAGAAAUUGAAUUCAAAGUGCACACUCCAGGUGUUACCAGAUGAAACCACAUUUUCAUUGAGACCACCCAGAAAGUCCACUCAUCAAUUGCCAGGAAAUGAGUCAUCAAAGGAAAACGUGGAAAAGAAUACGGAAUGGUUUGUUACUCCAGUGUUCAAGGAAGAAAAGCAUUACUCAGACCAAGAGAUUCAAGAAUCCAUAGUGAAAACAACUGUUUUAUCUAAAGACUAUAAAGACACUCUUAAUGACAGCUUACAGAAGCUGCUUUCAGAAGCUUCAUCACCAGCAAUCCAACCUUCUGGUGGAAAAGUUCAUGGAAAACAAGUGCUUGAACCAAGUGUCUCUGAAAAUAGGACAUGGCCUCAAAAGACGGAUUUUGCCAAUACUGAGGAAGAAGCCAAAGGACCUAAGGAGAUCAUUAAUGAGCAUGUAGACAAAACAGUAGCUCCUCCAAAGGUCAAACCAAACACUUUGACUGCUAGUCUAGACAAACUAUUGAAGGAAGCAAUUGGAACUUCAGCCUCUCCCUUGCAAACCAAGUUGGAAUCUGUUACCACUAGGUUCAAUUCUGAGCCUGAAGGGAAAAGAGUUUUUGAAAAAGGGAUAGAACAGAGUUACAACACAUCAGCCUUUCAGAGAGAGGAAGAAACUUUGGGAAAUACACCUCUCCCCCAGAACGCUGAAGGUGGUGAGUGUCCGCUAAACAUGGAGAACUUGGUUCAGAUGACUGAAGGUUUUCACCCAUUGGAUCAACCAUCCCAUCUUCACAGAAAGGGUUCUUCUGGGGAUGUGACCAACACUCCCCAAGAUAUGCCUUCUUCCUGGGAUGCUCAUCUUGCUCCCCAGCAUAAGGCACUACCUUUUCACAGGGAAAUUUCAGAGACUGUAGAAAAAGUCAUUCUUCCACCCAAACAUGCAUUGAAUGAUAUAGACACUGUAUUACAGAAUCUACAUAGAGAAGCUUGGUUUAGUUAUCCAGUUGGGAGGGAAGUAGUUCCUGGAGAAGUAAAAGCAGAAUUUCCUGAAGGAGUACAGGCAGCAGGUAGCCCUAAAAAUUCUCUGGGAGUUAUCCCACCGUGGGCUCCAAUGGACACCAUAGUUCCAAACAGAAAGGAUUUUUAUUCCUUCAACAUAGUUCCUGAUGAAAUUCAUGAAGAUAGAUCAUAUUUAGCUGCCCAGAUGUCUCCAUCAGAACAAACCCUUAGCUCAUCCAGUUCUAGUGUUGCUCAGUAUGGCAAAGAGUUACCUCAGGAAGUGGUAGAAAUUGUGAGGGAAACAAUUAUUCACCCUAAAUCAGAGCUCCUUGAAUUCAGUGCUGGCUUAGAAAAACUACUGAAGGAAACAAUUGAAACCCCUUCCUCAAAACAUGAAAGUGAUACAGGGACUCUUUCUCCAUCCAAGGUAAUAGGUAGUACUGAGGUGCCCAGGCAGGAUGCUUCUGAAUUCCAUCCUGAGGAAAUAAAAGAAACAGUAAAAAAGUCUGAAGCUCUGUCAAUAACUGAGAGUGCUUUUGAUAUUGGUUUUGAGAAACUCCUUAAAGAAACAUCUGAAACUCCUUCUUAUCAGUUCCAGGUGUCAGUGAAGGAGGAAAUUCCUGAGAAGGAGCCUUCACAGUCAGAGUGGGCCAGGUUCUUGGAGACAGUGCCCCAUUUUUACUGGGCAGCCUCAGAGGCCUCUGAAAUGAAGCUUAAGAGUAAUGUUUUCAAAUCUCAAGUCAACCAGUGUGAGCAAGUGAUGAGAGGAGGCGAAGUUGUGACUGAUUUGUCGGCAGAUCUCUGUGAUUCUGAAAGUGGGGUUGAGAUUGCUGGAACCCCACAACUUUAUGUGGACCAUGAAAUAGAGACUGUUGAAACUAUAAAACCCCCAGAGGACAGGGAUAGUGAAAGUAAGGUUGCAAGGGUUGGAGAAGGGGCUUUUCAGGAGCCUGGCUUCGAAGAGGCUCCUGAAGCAAUUAGUGUGCCCAGGAAUAGGCAACCCACUCCUCUCCUGACGAACAAAGAAAACCCUACAAAAACAAGUAGAGUUGAAUUGAUUCUGGCAUCACCAUAUAAGAGACAAGAGAAAGAGGAAGAAAAAGAAGGUUUCUCUGACUCCGAUUUUUCAGCUGGAAACAUUGGUUCUAAUGCAGAAAGCUGGAGAAAUACCUCCAGUUCAGAAGAAGAACCCAGUCCUGUUUUGAAAACUUUGGAAAGGAGUCCUGCUAGAAAAAUGCCUUCCAAAAGUCUAGAAGACAUUUCAUCAGAUUCAUCAAAUCAAGCAAAAGUAGAUACUCUGCCAGAAGAAUUAGUACGUAGUGCUGAAGAUGUUUCCACAGUGCCUUCACAACCUGAUAAUCAGUUUUCCCACCCCGACAAACUCAAAAGGAUGAGCAAGUCUGUUCCAGCAUUUCUCCAAGAUGAGAGUGAUGACAGAGAAACAGAUACAGCAUCAGAAAGCAGUUACCAGCUCAGCAGACACAAGAAGAGCCCGAGCUCUUUAACCAAUCUUAGCAGCUCCUCUGGCAUGACGUCCUUGUCUUCUGUGAGUGGCAGUGUGAUGAGUGUUUAUAGUGGAGACUUUGGCAAUCUGGAAGUGAAAGGAAAUAUUCAGUUUGCUAUCGACUAUGUGGACUCACUGAAGGAGUUGCAUAUCUUUGUGGCCCAGUGUAAAGACUUAGCAGCAGCAGAUAUUAAAAAACAGCGUUCCGACCCGUAUGUAAAGACUUAUCUGUUACCAGACAAGGGCAAAAUGGGCAAGAAGAAAACACUUGUAGUGAAGAAAACUUUGAAUCCUGUGUAUAACGAGAUACUGCGGUAUAAAAUCGAAAAGCAAAUCUUAAAGACCCAGAAGCUGAACUUGUCUGUUUGGCAUCGGGAUACGUUUAAGCGCAACAGCUUUCUAGGGGAAGUGGAACUUGAUUUGGAAACUUGGGACUGGGACAACAAACAGAAUAAACAAUUGAAGUGGUACCCUCUGAAGCGGAAGACAGCACCAGUUGCCCUUGAAGCAGAAAACAGGGGUGAAAUGAAGUUAGCUCUCCAGUAUGUCCCAGAGCCAAUUCCUGGUAAAAAGCUUCCUACAAGUGGAGAAGUGCACAUCUGGGUGAAGGAAUGCCUUGGUCUACCACUCCUAAGAGGCAACCAUCUAAAUUCUUUUGUUAAAUGUACCAUCCUUCCAGAUACAAGUAGGAAAAGUCGCCAGAAGACGAGAGCUGUAGGGAAAACCACCAACCCUGUCUUCAACCACACCAUGGUGUACGAUGGGUUCAGGCCUGAAGAUCUGAUGGAAGCCUGUGUAGAGCUUACUGUCUGGGACCAUUACAAAUUAACCAACCAGUAUUUGGGAGGUCUUCGGAUUGGCUUUGGAACAGGUGAAAGCUAUGGUACUGAAGUGGAUUGGAUGGACUCUACUUCAGAGGAAGUUGCUCUCUGGGAAAAGAUGGUAAAUUCCCCCAACACUUGGAUUGAAGCAACCCUGCCUCUCAGAAUGCUGUUGAUUGCCAAGAUUUCCAAAUGAACCCAAAGUCUCCUCCACUGAAGACUACUAAACGGGUGGAAUCUGAUCUUGAAAAUCUGACUAUGUGGACAGAGAUCAUCACCUAUCUACUGCCACUAAGGAAUGCUACACAGCAUGUUAAAGUCAACCUGCAUGUGCUUCUUUGGCUACAAGGCCCAAGAGAUUUAAAUAAUAACAAAAUGUGUAACUGAUUUGUGACUCCAACAUUAAAGAAGAUAUUUGAGAAAGCUAGGAAAAUCGAACUGUUGCUACCGCUUUGAAGAAAAAGCUGCCAAAAAUAUUAAAUGUGGGAUGUGGGUUAAUGAGCAAAAUUUUAUAGCCUGCCAUUGUGUGUUUCACAGCACAACCCUGAGCUACAGUGAGGAGGGCCUGCCACUUGAUCAUUGAAAGCUCUUGAAGGAACUGAAAAUAAAUAGGUUGUGAAAAAGAGUGACAGAAAGAUACUCCUACAAAGGGGAAAAAGGCAGACUAUCAGUGAUGAUAAAGAAUUUGACCAUACGAAAACUAUUUACUUACUGCAAUCUCUAUUAAAAUAUGGAAUUCCAUGUUAGGGCAAUGAGACUGAAUUUACUGCAUGUACAUCUGCCUAGAGAAACUGCUUUCCCUUUUCCCAGUGUUAAAACAGUCUCAAAUGUACUUUGGUGCCACCCACUGGCCAUAGGUGGAAUUCAGUUUUUGGCUUAAUUUUCUCCUAAGAUAGGUCUCAAGCUUGUAUUUUGUAAGAGAGUAUGUAAAAAAAACAAUAAAAACCUUGCAUAUAUAAGAUUCUAUUCUUCUUAUAACUCUACUAUA